AUGAAUUGUCAGAAGGAGAUUCAACUUGGCAUCUUAUCCGAAGACGAAGCAUGGGUUUUGUUUCGAGAUAAGGCUGGUUUAGAUGAUGACUGUUCCUCCUUGAAUGAUGUAGCCAAAGAGGUUGCUGGUGAAUGUAAGGGAUUGCCUCUUGCAAUUGUUACGGUGGCAAAAGCUCUAAAAGGUGAGAAUUUAGAUGGGUGGAGAGCUGCAAACCAGAGAUUCAAGAACUCAAGGCUUUUGGAUAAUGAACAAGUUCUCGGAGGUGUCCUCAAGCCUCUUAAGCUUAGCUACGAUUAUUUGAAGGAAGGCAAUAGCCAAAUGGCGGGAAAUGACAUCCAAAUGUGUUUCUUACUGUGUUCCCUUUUUCCUGAAGAUGCUGAAAUCCCUCUUGAGUUAUUGAUUAUGUGUGGAAUUGGAGUGGGAUUGUUCCCUAAUGCUACCUCUAUUGAAGAUAAAAGGAAUGAAAUUGGGGUAGCAUUAAAAAAACUCCAAAAAUCUAGCUUGUUAUUGGAAACUGAUGGUGCAGAUAGUAUAAGCAUGCAUGAUGUGGUUCGAGAUUUUGCUCAUUGGCUAACAUCAAGCGGAGAAAAUAGGUUCAUGGUAAAAGAUAAGUUGAAAGAAUGGCCUGAUAUGGUUGAAAGUUUUGAAUGUUAUACUGCAAUCGCUUUAUGGAAUUGUAGUAGUAACAUAAAAAAAUUUCUUGACAAAGUGGAAUUUUCAAAGCUCAAGGCUUUGUUUCUUCAUGGGGAGUGGAAGGGUGAUUUCCUAGUGGUUUCCAGUUCAUUUUUUGAAGAAAUGAAAGCCCUCCAAGUUCUAGUUCUCAGAAGAGUUUAUUUCUCACUGCAAGGAUUCCAUUCCUUACCAAAUCUUAAAAUUUUGUGGUGUGAGGAUUGCAAGCUGGAAAACUUCUCAUCAUCAUUGACUAAUAUGAGAAGCCUUGAGAUUCUUGCAUUGAUUGAGACUGAGAUUGAUGAGAUAAGUGAAGAAUUAGUGAAAUUGUCUACACUGAAGUAUUUACGUUUUGCUUCAGGAGUAAUGAAAAUCCCCUCCAAGUUGGUAUCAAGGUUAACUUCACUGCAAGAGUUACAUGUGACAAGUGAAAAUAAUAUCAACUUAUUGGAGCUGAAUUCAUUGUCUCGUUUAACUGCAUUAUCACUGGAACUUUCUACUAAUCAAUUUUCUCGAGAAGAUUUUGUGUUCCCUAAACUACAAAGGUACAAUAUAGUUGUAGGUGGGUACAAUAUUAGCUUUCAAGAGGCUCUAACCAUUAGAAUAUUGAGAAUUAAAAACUUCUCAUCUUCAUUGAGUGCAUUUAAAAAUUUAUUUUGCAACGUGGGAAAGUUGAAGUUGAAGAACGUUAGUGGACUGAAGAACAUUGUGCCAAGCAUAGGAAAAAAGGUACUAAAUGAGUUGACCUCUUUGGAGCUUGAUUUUUGCUACGAUAUAGAAUUUUUGACUGAUAUAACGAGAGAUCAAUGGUCAACUGUUGCAUUCUCUAAUUUGGUAAAAUUAACUAUAAGAAGGAUGGUUUCUUUGAAAGGGUUGUGCUAUGGUCUUUCUCCAUCCCAUCGUGCAAUUGCAAGCUUCAAAAGACUAAAGGUUGUGACAAUUGGAUCUUGCCCUAAACUGAAAACAAUCUUCUCACCUUGCGUUGCUCAAAGUAUGUUGUGUAUAGAAGAACUCUACAUAAAAUAUUGUGAUGGAGUAGAGCAAAAUGACUCUCGUCUUUAUUGCUGUCCCAAAUUGAGAAUUCUUGAGAUAGGAUAUUGCAAUAGUUUAAAAUAUGUUUGUGCAAACACUUCGACUCAAGGGCUUCAAUCAUUGGAAUCUGUCACCAUAAGUGAUUGUCCUCAACUUAUGCAAAUCUUCAAGAUGGAACAAAAUGAGAAUGGGGAAGAUGUUGUGGAACUAAUUCUUGGUAACGUGGGAAUCAUAUGGAAAACUGAUGUACCUGUAUUGAAUGAAGAUUGUUUAGUAGUUGGGAAUCAUGAAAAUGUAUUUCAAGUUCAAGGUGGGUAUUCAUUCUCAAGGAUAAAAAAUUUGUACUUGAGGAAUUUAUUUGAAGUGCGGAUUUUAUGGAACGAUUUUACUCAAGUUGUAACCCUUGAGAACCUUACAACUUUAAGGCUAGGAGAUUGCAAGAAGUUAAGAUAUAUAUUUUCACCCACGACAACUCGCAGUUUAUCACAUUUGGUGUAUCUUUUCAUCGAGGGGUGUGAAGAAAUAGAUCGACUCAUUUUAGCCAAUGAUCAAGUUUCUUCAUCAUCAUCAUCAAAUGCUAGCCUCCAACCUAUAAGCUUUCCAAAUUUGACUGAUAUCACUGUUACAAAUUGUGGAAAUUUAAAAAGUCUCUUUCCUUUUGGAUCUGUUCCUGUUCUUCCAAAACUUGAAAGUCUUAUAGUUAAAAGGAACUCUAAAUUGGAACAUGUGUUUGAAUUAGAAGAUGCAGUGGAAGUGACAGCUGGAGAGGAGAUGAAAUUUGAUAAAUUAGGAAAGUUAUCACUUGAAGAACUAUCGAGUCUCAUUCACUUCAGUCUCAAAGGAUAUCAUUUUGUAUUGCCAGCAUUGAUAGAAUUGAAUGUACGAGAUUGCCCUAUGUUGACUACUGGUUUCUCCAUUGAUUCACAAAAAUUUAUGCAUUGCGAAACAAGGGUGUAG
Molecule: messenger RNA, 2658 nt
Organism: Gossypium arboreum
Lineage: Eukaryota; Viridiplantae; Streptophyta; Magnoliopsida; Malvales; Malvaceae
Product: disease resistance protein At4g27190-like
Exons: 4
Coding region: 1-2658 (885 amino acids)
Molecular function (GO): ADP binding
Source: RefSeq, a predicted model, not a curated record